This is a messenger RNA of Closterium sp. NIES-65, 1734 nucleotides long. NCBI's taxonomy places the organism in Eukaryota, Viridiplantae, Streptophyta, Zygnematophyceae, Desmidiales, Closteriaceae. The record is from the annotation of a GenBank genome assembly.
AUGGCGGAUCAAGAAGCUCCUGGUUGGCGGGAAAAGGCAGGGGCUUUCAUAUCCUCUUCCUCUUUCAAGCUGAAAGCAGCGGGAUCAGCCGUCGCAGGCGCUGCUGGCGAAGCAGGAUCCAAGGUGAAGACCUCAUGGCAGCAGAACGUGCAGCCGAAAGUCGCAGAGGCGGCGACUCGCGCAGCCGUCGCAGCGGAAGGAGCGAAAUCGCGAAUGCACACCACGUGGGAGUCGACCAAGGAGAGCUGGAACACGAAAGUGCUUCCGAGAAUGGAGGCCGGGCUGGAAACGACGGCUCGCGUGGCGGCUGACACCGGAUCGAUGCUGAAGCAGGGGCUGAUGGAGACGACGGAGAAAGUCAAGGCCAGUCGCGUCGGUCAACAGCUCACUGAGCUGACGGCAAAUGGCAUGGAGAGAAGCAAGGGGCUUCUCCAGAAGGUGGACUGGCGGAGGGGCCGGCCCGGAGCUCCAGGUGACGCCACACUAGUGUUUGGCACACCCUUGGAUGCAUUUGCGAGCAGGCAGCGGGGCACAGCCGUGCCCUUCGUGGUCAUCCAGUGCUGCAACUUCAUCCUGCAAAAUGGCUUGGUUACGGAGUACUUGUUCGAGUCGGAGAACGAUUCGCGUGUGGUCAAAGGGCUCAUGCACAUGUUCGAUACUGACCCCAAUGCAGACAUCCCUUCGGAUACCAGUCCGCUGGACGUGGGGCAGCUGCUGCUAGUCUAUCUCAAGUGCCUCCCCGAGCCUCUCAUGACCUUCUCCCUCUUCUCCGGGGUCGCCACUGUCGGCAGCAGCGACGUCACGCAGCUCAGGCGCCUGCUGCACACGCUACCUGCUGUGAAUCUUGAGACGCUGCAUGCUGUGCUGUGCCUGCUGUACCGAGUUAGCUUGCACGCUGAUGUGAACAAGAUGGACGCUCAAAGCCUAGCAGCCGAAUUCGCCCCCGUCCUGCUCUGGCCGCGACCAGAGGGUAGCGCUGCUUCUGCUGCUGCUGGUGGUGGUUCUGGUUCUGGUGGUGGUGGAGGUGGUGGUGGUGGUGGGGAUGCUAUGGCUAGUCCGGCUAUGAGGAGGGCACAGAGUGAGAAGGGAAUGCGAGUGGGGGAUGGAGGGAGUGCUGCUGCUGCUGCUGCCACUGUUUCUGCUGGGCCAGCAGUCGUGGAGGCAAACGGAGAAUCUUCUGUUCCUGAGAUCCCUUUGGAAGAGGAACCAACGCAAGCACAAACAGCAAUAGUGGAGGCAAUUAUGGUGCUCAUAGACAGCCACGAGUCAAUCUUCUCACAUAAUCCUGACGUUUUCCCACGUGACAAGAUCUCGCGGCGUGAGCGCCUGCUAAUUUCUGCCACGUGGCUUGAAUGCAAAGCAGUGGCUGACGCGCCCAACAUUCCCCUCUCAUUGGCCUACGACCUCUGGUCAGAUCGCGAGCUCGUUCCCAACUGGAUGCCAUGGAUCACCUCGGUUAAGGUGCUCCAAGAGACCCCGGAGUUCUCUGAGUGGACCCUCAAAUACACUGCAUUUGGACGCGAUCUGGAGUUCUCGUGGCUCUCCAAGCAACUCACCCUUCUCUUCACUACCACUGCCUUCUUCCUGCAUUCUCCCUCCUGCAUUCUCCCUCCUGCAUUUUCCCUCCUGCAUUCCCCUUUCUCCAUUGUCUUGGACUUGCCAAAAUACGACUCGGCCUUCACUGCUCUCCUUGUAUCCUCUACCAUCUCACCUCAUCACAUCCUCACUCGCUAA